AUGGGUAAAAAAAAAUCAAAUGCAGCUAGUGCGGCUCCGUUGAUGGAGUCGUCAGUGGCUCCAAUUGUUGAAAUUUACUACCAGGACCCAUUGUUCACAAUGGCUGCUCACCCUACGAGACCUAUAAUCAUAUCGGGAUUGGGAACAGGAUACUUGUAUUGCAACACGUACGAUGUGGCCGAGCUAGAGGAAUACCUGGAGAAACGAAGACAAGAAGUGAUUGAAAUUGAUAAACGUGCUUAUGCGGCGGGCACGAUCCCCCAUAUCACAACUUCUGUUUCUCAGCUGAAGACCCAUUGGUGGAAAUACAUUGGCUAUAAAGACAUCCACAAUACUGGUUCUUAUAUCAAGAAUAAUUGGCAAACGAAAAGACACAAGGGAUCUUGCAGACAUGCCAUUUUCGACCCUAGAAGCAACUCAUCGGGGGAAUUUGUGUAUUCAUGUGGUACGGACAAUAUCAUUAAAAAGGCAACCACUGAACUGGGAAAAGUAGUUGGCAAGGUUGAUGUUACUUCUGAUUAUACUGACCCAAAGGAUAAGCUAACUAAAUUGUGUCAUUCAACAACACAUCCUUUUUUACUUUCUGGUACUGAAGAUGGACAUGUAUUAGUUUAUGACUCCUCCAAUUUAUCCUCAAACAAGCUAAAGUUUAAAGUGAACCAAGUACAUGAUGAUGCUAUCAAUCAAAUCUUGACAAUGCCACAAUCACCGUAUCACUACCUCACCCUUGGAUCAACCACCUUGUCACACAUUGAUAUUAGAAAGGGAAUAAUUACUCAAUCCGAUGACCAAGAAGACGAAUUGUUGGCCAUGUCAUACACAACUGAUGAGUUAAGUGAGGGAAAGGGAGACACUGUAUUGGUUGGCCACGGAGAAGGUUUAGUUACAAUUUGGAAAAAUUCCAAAAACAAGCUUAUGGAUCAAUUAUCGCGAAUCAAAAUCAACAAGCAAGCUUCAAUUGAUGCAAUUAUACCUACGAUGAAUAACGAUUCCGAAGAGAUGGCGCAAUCAGUCUGGUGUGGAGAUAGUGAUGGUUUGCUUCAUCGAAUCAAUUAUAAACGUGGCAAGAUUGUUGAGACGCGUGUACACUCUGCCUCAUGGAAAUCCGAUCUUGACGAAGUUGGGAUCUUGGAUAUUGAUUAUGAGUAUAGAUUGAUUAGUGCUGGAAUGGAAAGAUUGAAAAUAUGGUCCAAUAAGGAGGUUGAUGAUGUUGAAGACGAGGGUAACGAAGACGAAAGUGGGGAUCACGAUAGUGAUGAUGAUCCUGGUGCAUCUGCUAGUGAUAUUGCAAGUGAGGAGACCUCUGAUCUGGAUUUGGGAAGCGAAGAUGAUGCUCAAGAGGAAGAAAAUAGUGAUGAUGACGAAGUAGAGGAAAUGAAGUCUCAGAGUGAGGAUGAAGACAAUACUCAAGUUGAGGAUGUACCUCCUGCCUACAAACGCAAGAGAAGGGAUUUCACAGAAACUAUCACUAAACCAAAGAGCAAACGCAUUGACAUCAAUAAACUCACCAAACUGGGUAAUGAUGAAAAUGACGCACCACCAGAGGAACCUCAACUGAAGAAACAAAAAAAGAAAGACGGCAGGUUGACUGCCAAACAAUUGAGGAAUAUGCAGACACGUGAACAUGGUAUUAAAAAGUUUGAAGAUUUAUAG
This is a messenger RNA of Lodderomyces parapsilosis, 1653 nucleotides long. RefSeq names its product Jip5p (gene JIP5). The transcript has a single exon. The coding region runs from base 1 to 1653 and encodes 550 amino acids. The record is from RefSeq and is a predicted model, not a curated record. Gene Ontology annotation, biological process: rRNA processing; positive regulation of transcription by RNA polymerase I. NCBI's taxonomy places the organism in Eukaryota, Fungi, Ascomycota, Pichiomycetes, Serinales, Debaryomycetaceae. Gene Ontology annotation, molecular function: protein binding. Gene Ontology annotation, cellular component: nucleolus.